AUGCCACCCUUCAGCCGGUGGAGUCACCGUCUCUGUGGUGAAGAAUUUAUUGUGACUGACACACAAACCAGACCAGUCAGCCCUAGGGCAUCAAUUCUAGCGGAUGACAUGGGACUUGGUAAAACUAUUCAAACUAUUUCUUUGAUUGCUACCACACUGGAAGCAUCAAGACAAUUCGAACAUCAGGAUUCAGCAUCAGAUCUCACCCACGCAAACAAUCACCUACGUCCAUCUCACACCACUCUGUUGAUCUGUCCUACUAGUCUCAUGGAUAACUGGGAAAAUGAAGUUGAAAAACACACUAAGAAAAACAGUUUGAAAAUUAUGCGCUGGCAUGGCAUAGACAGAGUCAAACUACCUCUACUGGUCAUUGAUGAAGCUCAUAUAAUCCGUAAUGAAACCAGCUCCCAUGCAGUCCUCACCUCUGUGGAAUCAGUCAACCGGCUCUGUCUCACUGGAACUCCACUCCAUAACCGAAUUGGAGACUUGCACAUGCUCUUCAAAUUUCUGCGCAUCAAGCCAUUUCACCAAGACUCUGUAUGGUACCGUCAAAUCACUCUGCCUGUUCAUCAAGGAAAUUUGGACACACUCAACCUGCUACUAGGAUACUUUAUGCUGAGGAGAACAAAAGCUAGCCACCUACGUGAUUUACCUCCAAUAUAUCAUGAGACCAUCUUAUUGGACAUGCAUCCUCAAGUGAAACCAGUAUAUCAGCAACAUUAUGAAAGAUUCAUUCGGGAAUUUGGGAUUAGCUCUCAAAUCCAACAUAAACAGGGUGAAUAUUUCAGACAAUUAAGCAAUCUCAGGAUGACGUGCAAUCACCCUCUUUUAUUCAAACAAGAACAAGAGUUCAAUCAGAUCAAGAUUACGGAGAUGGAGGAGGAGCUAGGAAUCAUGGUGCCUGACGGGAGGGAAUUGACUGCGGAGGCCAGGCCAGCCUACCUGGAGGACUGGUCACUGAGCAGCAAGCUUACAUACUUGGUUUCCCAGCUCAAACAGAAGCAGGGACUUUUGCAUAAAGGUCUAUGCAAGAAGACUGUUAUCUAUACACAAUGGAGGUGUUUCAUGGAGUGGUAA
Messenger RNA from Melampsora larici-populina 98AG31, 1077 nucleotides. RefSeq lists its product as uncharacterized. The coding region runs from base 1 to 1077 and encodes 358 amino acids. Lineage: Eukaryota; Fungi; Basidiomycota; Pucciniomycetes; Pucciniales; Melampsoraceae. Gene Ontology annotation, molecular function: ATP-dependent chromatin remodeler activity; ATP binding. The transcript is spliced from 3 exons. The record is from RefSeq and is a predicted model, not a curated record.